AUGUGUCAUCUUUCUGUUUUGGCUUGUGUAGAGAUUCGCGAUAAAAACACUACUCUAAUUCGUCUAUAUCUUUACUUUCUCUCCAAAAAGGAACAAUUACCAGUCAAAACAGCAAUUUUACGGCUUAUCGGAAAUUUGUGUGAAUUGAAGGAAACGGCUCAAAUAAUCGCGCUAAAUCAUGUUUUACUUGAAAAAGUGGUCAAUUGUCUAAAAUUGGAGGAUCAAAAAGCUGGGGAACAAGCAUUGAGAAUAUUAAGAUUGCUUUCUAAACGUAGCCAACUUUCCAAGAGUGUUCUCCGUACCAAUGGAUGCCUUUAUAUUGCAAAAAAUUUGGUUAAGAACAAAAAUAAUAAAAUUGACGUGUUUCAAACGCAACCUGAAAUUCUGCAAACUUUUUGUAAUUUAUUUAAAUUUCAUCCUCAAUUGGUUGCUAAACAAUUUUCGGAAUACAGCGAAUUUGUUCAACUCUCUCUACAACUUUUACUAAAAUACCCAAACGGGUCAAAUAAUAAAUUGGAAAGUCAGUGGAUUGAAUUAAUACUUCGCUGUACUCGUUGUUCACAAGAAUUGCGUUCAGUUUUGGGUGAAACUUCAAUAAAUAAAAUACUCGAAUUGGAAGAAAACAAAGAAAAAUUGACUGAUAUUCACUGCCGUUUUCUUUGUGCCUUUCUUGAGGACAGUUAUUUUCGUCGACAUAUGCGUAUUGAAGAAUGGGACCUAGGAAAUAGUGCUUUGAACAAAAUAUUGGAACGAGUCGAGCCUUAUCAAGAGAUUCAUGGACAGACGCAAUUUAAAUUAAUUCCAAAUAUUAAAAUUCAAAUUACAAUUUUUGAGAGUCUGUGCUCUCUUCAACAUGACGAGUCUUUAGAAUUUGUUAUUAGGCACCCCAAUUUUAUCCCUUGCGUUCUCAAUCAUAUUCGGUGCUAUUUGGACUCAACAUCCUACAAAUGCCAAAUUGAAUAUAUUUCUCCAGAAGAAAAACCUUUAUUUCCUGCUAUAAUUGAUCCGCCAUAUAAUGAUAGAGGAAAGAAGGAUAGACAAUUCUGGCCACUUUGCAAAGACUUUUCUGCUGGUGAUUUUUUAAGUUGCUUAUUAAAAUUUUUUAUAACAAAGAAGUGGACAAAAAUUUGCGGACAGAUUUUUGCGAACUUUUUUUAUCCGCAAAAAUUUGCGGAUAAAAAAAUUUGUCCGCAAAAAUUUGCGGAUAAAAAAAUUUGUCCGCAAAAAAUUUGCGGAUAA
This is a messenger RNA of Meloidogyne enterolobii, 1239 nucleotides long. The record is from the annotation of a GenBank genome assembly. Lineage: Eukaryota; Metazoa; Nematoda; Chromadorea; Rhabditida; Meloidogynidae.